AUGGUAAAAGCCUAUCGAGAUAUGUUUAGGCAAUCCGAAAAAGAUGAGAACCAUCCAGAGGGAGAUUUCGAAUGUAUCCGCUAUAAUUUAAAGCAACAAUUUUAUUUAAUUGAAGGAGUUGAUAAUUUACCUUUGGAAGCCACUAGUUCUAAUAGUUCUCAAUUCAACGUGCCAGAUAGUUUUGCCAAAGUGGUCGGUUUAAAUCAUAAAAUCACCAUUAUUCCGGCGGAUAGCCAAGGCAAACCCGAAAAAAAUAAACCGGUUGAAAAUAACCCAAAUGAUAAUCCUUUUAACUCCCUGCCGAAAGAACUAAAUGAUAAAAAUUUACUUCAAUAUUUCCAAGAAAACAAUAUCAAAUCCAUUGAAAAAGAAGGUGAAAACUUAAUAGUUGAGUGUAAUGAUAAUUCAAUUUUUAUUAAAUCCCUCGCCAUUUCUCCCGAACUAAAAGGGAUAGAAAAAUUUUUACAAAACAAAAAUAGUAAAAAAAUUAGUCUUCAAGAAUUAAGUAAACCUUCCGAUACUUCUCCCCCCACAAAAUCCCCAGAGAAAAAUAAUAAUUUAUGA
Funneliformis geosporum is the source of this 564-nucleotide messenger RNA. The record is from the annotation of a GenBank genome assembly. Lineage: Eukaryota; Fungi; Glomeromycota; Glomeromycetes; Glomerales; Glomeraceae.